Molecule: messenger RNA, 642 nt
Organism: Aspergillus nomiae NRRL 13137
Lineage: Eukaryota; Fungi; Ascomycota; Eurotiomycetes; Eurotiales; Aspergillaceae
Exons: 3
Coding region: 1-642 (213 amino acids)
Biological process (GO): mitochondrial respiratory chain complex IV assembly
Cellular component (GO): mitochondrion; mitochondrial inner membrane
Source: RefSeq, a predicted model, not a curated record
AUGGCGGGGGACACUCUGGAAUCGUCUACCCCGAACAUUGAGCAGCAUAACAGCUCCCAAGAGGCCUCCCAACAAAACAAGCCCAAGCAUGAAUUCCCCAAGUCACAGGUCGGAAAGCUAUGGGAUGCUUUUGGGAAUCCCGAAGAGUCUGCGAACGUGCUAGCAACGGGGGCUGGACCCUCUGGGAGGGGCUCGAAGGACGCUACGGUCACGGAAGCUAUGAAGUCAAUGUCCCUUAAAGAUGUCACAUCAUUCUACAAAGCACCAUGCGCACGAGACUCCCUACUGCUGGGUAUUGGAGCAGGGUUCGGAAUUGGUGGCAUCAGAGGUGUAUUAGGAGGAUUGCGCUCAUUAUGGACUGCUUCCAAUUGGGCUGUUGGCGCAUUUGCCCUCACGUCUCUCGCAGCGCACGAGUUCUGCCAGCGGCGUCGAGUACAAGAGUUGGACGGUAUGAAACAAGCUGUGGAGUUGAUGAAAGAGCUGAAGAUCAAGAAACAGCGAGAGAAGGAAGAGAAGGCUGCGGAGGUCGCGCGUUUGGCAGAGGAAGAGAAGAAAAAGAAGAGCUGGACGAACCUUUCGAACUAUAAGUCUGGUAGUCCUUUCGCGCAUUUCCCGGAGCUCCAGCCUGCCAAGGAAGAAUAG